This is a messenger RNA of Perognathus longimembris pacificus (Pacific pocket mouse), 2412 nucleotides long. It is a transcript of the gene Shc4, whose product is annotated as SHC adaptor protein 4. The coding region runs from base 1 to 1890 and encodes 629 amino acids. The record is from RefSeq and is a predicted model, not a curated record. The transcript has 12 exons. Gene Ontology annotation, molecular function: receptor tyrosine kinase binding. Lineage: Eukaryota; Metazoa; Chordata; Mammalia; Rodentia; Heteromyidae. Gene Ontology annotation, cellular component: plasma membrane. Gene Ontology annotation, biological process: intracellular signal transduction; cell surface receptor protein tyrosine kinase signaling pathway.
AUGCGCCCCGGGGGCGCGCGGCGCGCAGGGCUCUCCGGGCCCCCGGGAAUGCUGCACCGAGCCAAGUACAGCCGCUUCCGGAACGAGUCCCUCACCUCCCUGGACGAAGGCGGCAGCCCCGCCGGAGGAGGCUCCGCGGGGACCAAGGGCUCGCCCCAGCCUCCCUCCCCGGCCCCGGCCCCGCACCUGCCCGCCACCGCCGCCGCCGACGAUGCCACCGCGCCCGCCCCGGACAGCCCCACCCCGCUGUGCGCCCUGGUCCCCCGCCUGGCCAGCGUGAAGCUCACCAACCCCGUCACUUUGUGGAGUCUCAAAAACUUCUGCCUGGGGACCAAAGAGGUGCCCCGGCUGAAGCUCCAGGAGAGCCAGGACCCAGCCCCCCGAGGACCCCCGGAAAGCGCGCCGUGCGGCAGUAGGACGGGGGCUGCACCCGCACUGCCACCGCCGCCGCCUCCAGUGUCCCCCUCCUCGCCGCCCGCCGCCCGCCCGCUGCCCGGCCCCGCGGAGCCCGGCCCCCGGGCCCGGCCGGACAGACACUUCCCCAAACACUUGUUGGCCCUGGGCAUGAACUACUGCGUGAGGUACAUGGGCUGUAUUGAAGUACUUCAAUCCAUGAGGUCACUGGAUUUUGGAAUGAGAACCCAAGUCACAAGGGAAGCAAUAAGUCGCCUGUGUGAAGCAGUCCCUGGGGCAAAUGGAGCCAUUAAAAAGCGAAAGGCCCCGGUUAAGUUGCUAUCAACAGUUCUUGGCAAAAGUCAUCUUCAGUUUUCGGGAAUGAACAUACAACUGACUAUCUCAACAUGUAGCCUCACACUGGUGAAUCCGGACAAUCAACAGAUUAUUGCCAAUCAUCAUAUGCAGUCUAUUUCAUUUGCCUCAGGAGGGGAUCCUGAUACUACAGACUAUGUUGCCUAUGUAGCUAAAGAUCCAGUUAAUCAACGAGCGUGUCACAUACUAGAAUGUCGCAGUGGAAUGGCCCAAGAUGUCAUAAGUACUAUAGGGCAAGCCUUCGAGCUCCGGUUUAAACAGUACUUGAAAAAUCCUUCUCUGAAUACGUCUUGUGAAAGUGAGGAGGCGCAUGUGGAUAGCCAGGCCGAGGAAGGAGAAGAUCACGAAUACUACAAUGAAAUCCCAGGAAAGCAGCCACCUGCAGGUGGCCUCUCAGAUGUGCGGAUUAAAGUUCAAACCACAGAACACAUGGCUUACUGCCCCAUCCGGUGUGAGAAGUUGUGCUAUUUACCUGGCAAGUCCAAGUGCAGCAGUGUAUAUGAGAACUGUCUGGAGCAAGGCCGGGUGACAGGUAACGCCCACGAGCGAGGGCCACAGUCCCAGCCAGAUGCGUCCUUCACGAAGCACGCGUGCCGAGUGGAUCUCUUUGAUGAUCCCUGCUACAUUAACACCCAGGCUCUUCCCAGUAGCCUUGGUUCUGCUCGAAGUCAAAGCUCAGCUCCACCCCUGGGCAGCCCGUGGCACGGAGGAAAGGCACCGGAAACCAUGCAGCCGGGGGCCACGGCCCAGCCCCCCAGCUCCCGUCCUCUGCCACACAUCAGGCAGCAGCUGUGGAAUGAAGAAUGCUACCAUGGCAGGCUGAGCCGCAAGGCCGCAGAGAGCCUGCUGGUAAAGGAUGGGGACUUUUUGGUUCGAGAGAGUGUCACGUCCCCUGGCCAGUACGUACUGAGUGGACUACAGGGAGGCCAGGCCAAACACGUUCUCCUGGUGGAUCCCGAAGGCAAGGUGAGGACCAAGGAUCAUGUCUUCGAUAAUGUUGGCCACCUCAUCAGAUACCAUAUGGAUAAUAGUUUGCCAAUCAUCUCUUCUGGGAGUGAAGUAAGCCUUAAGCAACCAGUGAGGAAAGACAAUAAUCCAGGACUUUUGCUUCCCAAGAAAUGACAACACCAUCAGGGUGAUUUUCAAGAAAUUCCAUUUCUGAACCAUAAUUCAGACUUUGUCUCUAGAUAAAGCAGAGCACAAACUGUGAAGUUCAUCUUCCAGAGACCAUCGCAGGCUAGGUCUUUUAUAAAAACAACUAACAAUAUACCUUUAGAGAGUGCAAGUCAGAAGGAGGGAAGACGAUUGGUCUAUUUGAAAAGAAAUGAUACAUUUGCACGGAUGUCACUUUUUAAGGUCAUACUACAUUGAUAGCAAGCUAAAAGCACAAUUAAAAUUUCACAUGCUAACGAUUCAACUCGAACUGCUCACGCAGUGGAUUGUGCCUUUCAACUUGAUAAUCUGGGGACAUUUUCAUAUGGGGGAGAUGAGUUUAAAGUGUCUUCACGUUCUAUAACUACAGAACCAUUUGCCAAAAAUAAGGGGUUUUUUUCCUUGCGAAAAAUAUAAGAUGCAAUUUACCUGAUAGUUACUGACUUUCUUACAUGUUCUGUUUAUCAGCCUUUUUUUUUCACUGCAGUAUUA